Molecule: messenger RNA, 548 nt
Organism: Priapulus caudatus
Lineage: Eukaryota; Metazoa; Priapulida; Priapulimorpha; Priapulimorphida; Priapulidae
Exons: 5
Source: RefSeq, a predicted model, not a curated record
UCCGCCUCUCUCACGUCACUCCGUCCUUCCCUCCAUCCGUGUGUGCGGAUAAUUAAACUCGUAUAUAUAUAUAACCUCAGCCCAACUAAACUCGCCUCCCUCCGUCCCUAUCCCAUCUACACGACUCGCCACACAUCUCGUGGACACACGUAUACCCAGCCUCCGCGUGUAUAGUGUGUGAGUGAUCAUGACGAGGUCGUGUAAGAAAGUGCGUCCGGCACCACCAAGGCUGCCACUACUGCUGGCUCUAGUAUCGUGUACCGUGCUAGCCGUCAGGUCUGUAGGUAUGCCGGAUGUUGGUGGCUACCUCACCGAUGAAUCAACACCAUCAAAACGAAACGGCGCAUGGUUUACAAGGCGAUCGGCUCCCUCCUAUCCUGACGACGAGAGCGCGCUGCUCGCCAUGGUUCAUGAAGGGAUGUCGGGAGCGGAGGAAUUUCUCAGUGAUGACCCUAUACACUCAAAACGAAACGGCGCGUGGUUCACAAAGAAAUCUGACCAGACGCAUAUCGGCCGAACCAGCCAACUAAUGGACGUCGUUAAUAAAG